This is a messenger RNA of Caenorhabditis remanei, 759 nucleotides long. RefSeq lists its product as uncharacterized. Lineage: Eukaryota; Metazoa; Nematoda; Chromadorea; Rhabditida; Rhabditidae. The coding region runs from base 1 to 759 and encodes 252 amino acids. The transcript has 2 exons. The record is from RefSeq and is a predicted model, not a curated record.
AUGGAGGUACCGGAGCAACCAACCGACACCGAGGUGAAACCAACAUUAAACGUGGAGGAAGAGAUCGGUACUCAGGAAGACGUAGACAGGCUUUUGUUGCAGUCUAUGGAAGAUGAAGCUCGAAAAGAUCCGGAAAAGUUCUUCAUGCAGAUCAUGGAGGAAGGAGACACAAAUCCUCAACGGAAGACAAUUCAAAGAGUUCACAUCACUCGUUUCCUUGAAAAACGUCUCGAAGUUCUUUCUACUAUCCGCAACAAAACAGCAAGACAAAUGCAUGAAAUCUUCCGUAUGCUGAAGGAGUUUAACUACGGAUGGCUUCGCCAGCUCAUUGCUCUUUGCUUUUACGAAGAACAUCCGGGAUUCUACAUAGUGCAGCAUUGUUUCUACCUCUACAUGAUGAAACAAAUCCGUUUUCAAGUUGAUGACAAAAGACUUUUCAAAAACGAUUCGAUUGGAAAACAGAGAAGAAAGGUGUAUUAUCUGGAGAAAGCUAAAGAGGCUGAAGAUAAGAAAGCUAUGGAGGCUGCUAAGAAGAGACAAGAUAUGGAAUCUGAAAAGGAGAAUAAGGCGGAAUGUGGAGUUGAGGAAGCGGAGGAUGGAAAGGCUGAGGAGGCUGGAAGUGAAUCAACGGAGACGACAAAUUAUGGAGUUGGAACAGGUGUCAAGGAACAAGGUACUUUGGAAACAAUCGACGAAGAAGCACCGGAUGCCGAAGAUGAGGCUGUCGAGGAAGUCACGGAGUCCACCAAAACUCAUUGA